Messenger RNA from Fulmarus glacialis (Northern fulmar), 683 nucleotides. RefSeq names its product Rab interacting lysosomal protein (gene RILP). Gene Ontology annotation, biological process: cilium assembly. The annotation marks the transcript as partial. Gene Ontology annotation, cellular component: cytoplasm; ciliary basal body. The transcript is spliced from 5 exons. The record is from RefSeq and is a predicted model, not a curated record. Gene Ontology annotation, molecular function: protein dimerization activity. Lineage: Eukaryota; Metazoa; Chordata; Aves; Procellariiformes; Procellariidae.
GCCCACGAGAUCGUCUGCAAGAGCCGAGACACAGAGGCGCUCCAGGAGCAACUGCAUCGCUUCAUGGCCAUGAACGAGGACCUGCGUCACAAGGUGGCCGUGGUGCAGGCUCAGCUCAAAAGCGCGCUGGAGAAAAAGUCGGACCUGGAGGCCAUGAUGCUGCAAACCCAGAGGGAAACGAGCAGGAGGAGCAGGAUCGCUGAGAUCCACCAGCCAAAGCCCAGCCUGGUGAGUCCGAGCCCGCAGCCCUGCUGCUGCAAGGCGUCGGUCUCCGCUUGCCUGCUGACUCUCUUUCUGUCCCGGCAGGAAGGAGCGCUGUCACCUGCGGAGGAGCCGCAGCCCCAGGACGCGGACGCAGGCAGGAGCCCUGCUUACUGCUGCUUCUCCAAGGAAGAGCUGCAGCAGAUCCUGCAAGAGCGGAACGAGCUCAAGACCAACCUGUUCUUGGUGCAGGAGGAGCUGGCCUAUUACCAGCGGGAGCUGCUGAACGAAGAGAGAGUGCCCAGCUUCUUCUUGGAUGCGAUGAAGUCGACUAUCAAAAGACAGAGAAAAAAAAUCAGAGCCAAAAUGCUGGGAACGGCGGAGGAGUCGGCGAGCAGCGAUGAAGACGAGGGCUCCUGGCUCCCAGCUCGUGGUGCAGACUGCGUGGAUGCUCAGCCUUCCGAAUCCAAAAUUAGGAGCUU